AAUGCUUCUCUCUGUGGAUGUUGUUUUUGGUCACAAAAUCCAUUCCCAACCACUCCAUAAAUCCUCUCUCUCUCUUUCUCUCUCUCUCUCAACUAUUUUCAAUGGGUUUUCUCGCCCGCUAAUUUGAUAACCCAAUUUUAAAAAUUGUCUUCCAUUUUUCCCUCUGCUUUUCUUGAACUUUCUCGGCAAUUUUCUUAUCUGGGUUUCCUCCAAAACAUGGGGAAAAAUCAACAAUACAAAGCUAUGCAGAGAGCGAGGCUCGGUGCGAGCUCAACGGGCCACGAUGAGAUCGAAGACGGCAUGGUGGAUGGUUCUUUUCAUUCACCAGAGUGGCAUGCUGCUCGUUUGGCCAGCCUCGAAACUUCUCACACAGUUACUUGGGAAGAAUUCAAAAGGAAGCAAAAGGAAGAUGAAAUGAGAAAGGGGGAAUUGGAAGCAGAUAAAGAUAAAAUGAUGAGAGAGUACAGGGCUCAGCUAGAUGCUGAAAGGGCUAUCAAGCUGGCCAGAGGACGAAAUCACUCGAGCAGUAAAUCUAAUCAUAAAAAGGACAAGUAUAAGGAUUUGAAGAAACGCAGCAGCAAAAAGAGAAAGCAUUCGAGGCGGUCUUUUGAAUCAAGUUCCUCAGAAUCUUCAAGUAGUGGCAAUGAAGAGAGAGAAUCAAGAACAUCGAAAUCAAGGUCCAAGAAAAGGAAGAAGGAAAAGAAGCACAGGUCAAGAUCUAAGCACUCUAGCAGCAGUGAUGAUGAAAAGGCUGGUGGGCCUUUGCCACUUUCUAGAUUCUUCGGGAGCGUGAAGAGCUGAUGUUUUCCUGAUGGUAGGCCUUGUAGUCUUCAGUCCGUCCUCUCCCUAAAAUGUAUAUGAGGUCUGGAUUAUUCUCAAUUCACUCUGGCAAUUGUUCUCUCUUUCUUCCUUCCAAGGUGGAUAACAUAUGUGAUGAUGUUCUGAUUUAUAUAUUUUUUUUCCUUAAAAUGCAAUUUAAUUGGAAGAAAGCUUCUUAUCUAA
Molecule: messenger RNA, 1002 nt
Organism: Camellia sinensis
Lineage: Eukaryota; Viridiplantae; Streptophyta; Magnoliopsida; Ericales; Theaceae
Source: RefSeq, a predicted model, not a curated record